ACAAAAUGGCGGCACAGGGGAAGAAGAAGCAGAAGAUGAAGGGCACUAAGAUGGCCCUGACCGAUUUCUUGUCGGAUGACAAGAUCGGCAAUCAGGACUCAGGUGGAGGCUCCAACAGUUAUGGAAGUGGAAGUUACGGAGGCCGGGAUUCAAGAGGUUACGGUGGAAAGGUGGAUUGGGCUGCAGAGAUGGACUCCUUGUCUAUGGAUGACAUGGGUGACAUGGAGUAUGUUAAGCCAAUGAUUGACCGAUCCAAGCUACCGACAGCCCCAAAAGCUUCACGAGGACCAGAUGUAGACAUGUCCAAAGUCCCCACAAAUCCUCCAUUUACUGCCUUCAUAGGAAACCUGCCAUACGAGGCAUCGGAAAUGAGUAUAGAAGAUUUUUUUCAAAAAUUAAAUGUCGUAAAUGUACGGCUUCCCAAUGAUGGAGGACGCCUGCGGGGAUUUGGAUACGUAGAAUUUGCUGACAGACAGUCCCUUAUUGAUGCAUUGGCUAUGAAUGAGGAGACCAUGGGUGGACGCCAAAUACGUGUAGAUUUAGCAGGACAAAAUCAACAAAAUGAUAGAGGUGGUGGUGACAGAGGUGGGUUUGACAAACGAGAGAAUGAUGGCCCAGACCGGACAGACAGUGACUGGAGACGGCGAGACCCUCACCAAGACCAUGCACCUAACACUGCUGAUUCUGAGCGGAGUGGUGGACCGAACAGGUGGGGAAGUAAUCGAGAUGACAGGGGACCACCUUCAAGAGGGGGUUACGAUAAUGAUCGAGGAGGAUAUGACAGAGGCCCAUCAAGAGGAAGUGGUUUCAGCAGAUAUGAGGAGGCACCAAGUAGAGACAGAUAUGAUGAUCGAGGCCCUUCAAGGGGUUAUGAUGAUCGGGGGCCUCAAAGGGGUGGCAGUUAUAACAGAGAUGAUAGAGGACCCUCCAGAGGAUAUGAUCGCUACGAAGACCGUGGUGGUCGGGAUGGUGGUUAUGGAGGUAAUAGAGGCAGAGGUUAUGGGAGAUAUGAUGAUGGCAGAGGUCAUGGAGAUCGAGGCUACGACAGAGAUGGAGGCCGACGUGGCUAUGGAUCGGGUUACCGUAAUGAUGACCGAGGUGGUUAUGAUAACAGGUAUGGGGCCAGCAGAUAUGACCGAAGUAGCCAAGAGCCUAGUCAAGAUGCUCCUAAAGAGAGGCCAAGGCUGAAUUUACAGCCACGUACAAAACCGGUGGAAGAGGUGGCCAAGCCCCAAGUGAAGGCCGUACCUGCAGAAAGCAGGUCAGCUUCUAUAUUUGGGAGUGCCAAACCUGUAGACACAGCAGCUAAGGAACGAGAAAUUGAAGAACGUCUAAAGAAGAAAGAAGAAGAAUACCGUAGAGGGUAUGAUGAUGAGAAGGAAAACAGGAACUAUCACAACAACUCCCAGUCUGUUAGUCACAGUGGGCCGGCGAGGACACGACAUGAUUCUACAGAGAAAAUGGAGGGGCGACAACGGCGACUGAGUAGUGGAAGUAGUGGUAAAGGCCGGCCUGGUCCCCACCCUAUCACAUCUCCAUCAAGGUCACGACGGGACAGCGAGAUCUCAAAUAACUCAGCCGAAGUGUUUUCUGGGGGCGAGGAUAGUAAGGACACUCCAAAAAGUCCUGUGUCCACCACACAGCGUGAGGAUGUGAAAUUGGUGCCUGCCCCACCACCCUCUGUAAACAUCUGGGAGAAACGGAAAACAGAUGGUCCACAUACAACCACAUCACCUCCGAAGAGUGAAUCUAAGUCAGCACCACCACAACAGACAGAGGCAUCACAACCAGCUCCUUCAGCUUGGGGGAGAGGUCGCCGCAUGGACGGACAUGCAGAAGAUGCUCCAAGUAGUAAUGCAUGGGCAAAGAGAUCACAUGACAAACCAAAUGAACACCAUCGGCCAGCAGGACGAGGGGGGAAUGCAUGGGGACGAGGGGGCAAGUCACAUCCGAGAGAAAAAGUGCUCCCCAAAUCAAUAGAAGAUAUGCCUAAACUUGAAAACAAGUCCAAACAGGAUUGGAGUGACAAAAACAAGUUUUCCAGUCUCCUUGAAGACGAAGAUGACUUCUAGAUACAAAGAAGACAUGGUCAUGUGACAGUCACAUGACUGCCAUGUGGCUCUGUAAUUCUAAGCUCAUUUGUGAAGAUUUCUAUUUGUCUCACAUAUAUCAAUUAAUUGCAAUAUCUGCCCUUUUUCAAAUGGCUUAAUUUAUACAUGGGAAUGAGAAUCAUUGUUCUUGAUUUUUUGCCUAAAAGGAGUUCAGCAUUUUGUUUGUCCGACCGUCCUCACCACAGUUACUGUUAACGUGGACAUUGCACAUUGCACUGUGUAUCAUCAUGGGUUUUUUUCUUGAGCAUGUAUAAGCGACAACAUCGUCGGACGCUAUUCAUUAAAGUUCAUUUUUAUUGUUGAAAAGAUGUUUGUUCAUUUGAACAAUAAAUGCCAUGAGGGGAGAUGUUUUUUUUUUUUAAUUUAAGUUGAAGGGACAAGAAGUACAAACUUAUGUCCAUUUUAGGGGCAUGCUCUUUCUCCAUUUUUAUAGGGUAAUUUAUACCGGAUAUAUGUGGACAUUUGUUACUGCCAGAGGUUUCUGUGGUUAAAUAUGAUAGAAAGUCUGAUAUUAAGAUAGUUCACUCACUAUUUCGUGAUGAAAUAUGAAACAGAUAUGAAUAACUCUUUUUAAGCAAUCUGUACACCUAAGGAUAGAUUUGUUGCAUCCUAUCAGUGAGAGUGAAUCAAUGACCAGAUUUGGCCAAUACCUUAUACAUGUACUAUUUUCCAGUGUUGUUAAUAGGAAAUGAUAUGUUGAAAAGAACUUUAAGAUAAAGUUUGAAGUUAGAAAUGGUCAGUAUUGCACUUCUACUCUGUUUGGAUGUCUGACAUUGUGAUGGAUUCUUGAUUGACAUGUGUGAUAAUGGAAAUGGAGUGCUUCAUAUUUCCAUCGUCAGAUAUUGUGAUAAAAUCUCUAAACUCCAUGGGAAAUAUAAAAAUAUUGGACGUAGGACUGGCUUAGGGCAGUACAGUGUUAAACACCACACAACCCAGACAGAAAUAUUUCUUGUUGUUUAACUCUGGAAUUCAUUUUUAAUACAAACGUGUGUUGCUUAUUUCUAUGGUGCAUGGCUUUUUGAAAGGAGCCGAACAUCAGUCGAGAGAUGGCUAUAAUGUCAGUGUUUAAACUGACCUGGUUACCUCUGACUAGUUAUGUGUUAAUUCUUUGUUAACUUUUGUGAUGUAAGUGGUCACCACAAACUGACACCGGUACUUUUAAGGAUUAGGUGUGAAUCUGAUGACAUUGGGAUUUAGAAAUUAAAUUUUUUUUUUCUAUUUAGUUUCAAACUUCAGUCUUUUUCUGGACAUACCCAUUUAAGACAAUUAUGUUAGAUAAUGGUUGUCAUUACAAAACAACCAGGCUAUCAUUAUACAGGUAUAGAUAUAUAAUCUUUUCACAGACUUUGUGAAUUUCCUGAAAUGUUGCCCACACAUGGGGGCUGGAUUAUUAAACAUUGUUGUCAUGCUUCAUUGAUCAAUGAACAUGACAUGUAAAUGUAUUUAUAUUAUGUUCUGAUUGAACACUGAACUUGACAUAAACAUGUAUCUUCUUGUGUUCUUUAAACUUUUUAUAAUCCCGAUUGUGGUUUAUGAGUACCGGCAAGACUGUGUAUGGGUGUGCUGUUUUCCAAGGUUUAAUUUUUUGAGAGUUUAUUUAGCAUUGUGUAUAUUUGUGUGCAUCUUAAAAAGUGACUUGGCUGCAUUUGAAAUAGAUGGAUCAGGGAUUUUUCAUUUUUGAAGAUUUAUACAUGUUUAUACAUGUUAUGAACACAAGGCUUGCAUUGCUUAACUUUACUUUUCAUUGGUGCAACAGUGCUCCUGUUUUUCUAUUAUCAAUGAUAAAAAAUCUUGAAACAAUAAUAUUGUGAAAAAAAAUUUUUUUCGGAGGAAGAGGAACUAUACAAAAUUCUAAGUCACAUUGAAUAUAUUCUGAUGCAUCAGACUUAAUGUCAAAACUAUAUUCAUUUGUAAUCAUUCACUAAAUUUAUUUUUUUUCAAUGUUGAAAUGUGAAAGCAUAUCAGUAUAGUUGGAUAUAAGUUUCCCAUUUUACACAUUUUCAUUAGUGAUUGUACCGGUCAGGAUACGUGUAAUUUGCAUACUGAUUAACAGUUCAGUAAUUCAAAAACUAGUUUACAUUUAUUCAUUUCUUGUAUAUAUCCAUUCAUGUUACUGUCCCAGUCAUCUGCUGUAUAGCAGGAGGUUUUAUUUCUUCCCGAUCGGUGAGAUGCCCAAACUGUACAUAUGUGUAAACGAUCGUGUUCAGCAUCUUGACAUCAUGAUUAAAUCUUUUGCAUUGUAAAUAAUGCCACCCGAUAUUGGGUCUUGAAUCAAUUUAAUAAAAUAUUCCAAACUAUACAUUUAAA
Messenger RNA from Ylistrum balloti, 4418 nucleotides. Its product is annotated as eukaryotic translation initiation factor 4B-like. Lineage: Eukaryota; Metazoa; Mollusca; Bivalvia; Pectinida; Pectinidae. The record is from RefSeq and is a predicted model, not a curated record. The transcript is spliced from 17 exons. Gene Ontology annotation, molecular function: RNA binding. The coding region runs from base 6 to 2072 and encodes 688 amino acids.